Messenger RNA from Sander lucioperca (pikeperch), 2556 nucleotides. RefSeq names its product histamine receptor H2b (gene hrh2b). The transcript has 3 exons. Lineage: Eukaryota; Metazoa; Chordata; Actinopteri; Perciformes; Percidae. Gene Ontology annotation, molecular function: G protein-coupled receptor activity. The coding region runs from base 274 to 1326 and encodes 350 amino acids. Gene Ontology annotation, cellular component: membrane. The record is from RefSeq and is a predicted model, not a curated record. Gene Ontology annotation, biological process: adenylate cyclase-activating adrenergic receptor signaling pathway.
AGGAGAUAAAUAGUGAGUGAGCGAGAGAGAAAGAAAGAAGUUUGCACUUAAGCACGACCAAGGAAGCAGAGGAGAGGAUUCAUAAUCUGGGAAGAAGGUUAUGAUUAGACGGACGUUUAAGACAAACCAUUUGAGCAGGGAAGUGUUUGCAGCACUGGUACUGGAGAAAAAAGAGAUGGCGGGAAAGUGUGUGACACUGUAAUCUACUUCUGAACCUGCUUACCCUUACACGAAGGAGCCGUGUAAAAAAUUGUCUGAUGGAACUGGCAGUGGAUGAGUCUGUUUAAACAUUUUCUAGUGAGAUACCAACAGCAGCACUGUGUCAGUGAGCCAGUGCCUGUGGAGGAGGUCACCAUGAUCUCCACAGCUCUCCGCUGGCUGGUUCUGGUGUCUUUUAUCAUUCUGACCAUUGGUGGGAAUGUGCUGGUAUGUUUGGCUGUGGGGCUCAGUCGUCGACUGUGGCGCAUUGCUAACUGCUUUGUGGUGUCCCUGGCAGUGACAGAUCUCCUGCUAGGCCUGCUGGUGCUGCCCUUUUCUGCCACUCUGGAGCUGCGCAGCGGGAAAUGGCCCCUCGGAGGAGCCCUGUGUAACAUCUACGUCUCACUGGAUGUCAUGCUGUGUACAUCUUCCAUCCUGACCCUGCUGGCCAUCAGUGUGGACCGUUACCUAGCCAUUUCGGCUCCCCUUAGCUACUCCCGGAGAGUUACCCCUCUGAGGGUGACACUGGCCAUGAUCGCCAUCUGGGCCUUGUCACUAGCUGUGUCCUUUGUGCCCAUCCACCUGGGCUGGAACACAGCAGACUACAGAGUGCAGCACUUGGACUGGGGCAUUGGGGAGGAGGACAACGAGGGACACUACUGCCAGUUUGAGUGGAAUAACAACUAUGUUCUUAUUUAUGCCUUUAGCUCAUUUUACCUGCCUCUGCUACUUAUGUGUGGAAUGUAUCUCUGCAUAUUCAGAGUGGCACGAGAACAGGUGCGACGGAUUCGUGCUGCCACUCCAUCAUUUGCACGUGCAGCAUCAACUGCAGCCAUAGCCCGAGAGCACAAAGCAACAGUGACCCUGGCAGCGGUGCUGGGGGCCUUUGUCAUUUGCUGGUUCCCCUACUUCACCUUCUUCACCUGCAUGGGCGUAAAGAAGAGGACAAACCCCCCUAACACACUUAACUCUGUGGUCCUAUGGCUGGGCUAUUUUAACUCUGCUCUUAACCCCAUCCUGUAUCCAGCCUUCAACAGGGAUUUCCGCAGGGCCUACGGAGAGCUGCUUCGAUGCAGAGGACCGUUUUGCAGAAAACCGCAGCUUCCUCGUGUGUCUGUGCAUAAAUGAUUGACCUUUACUAACGGACAAAGGGUUUCCCAACAGUCUGAGAAACAUAUAGACACGGUUAAUAAAAAAAAUGAGGGGAAGAGCCUCACUCUACAUGAGAGAAAUGGUAUCCCUGAUGAGCCACGGUGAAAUGCCAUGGAUCUGUUGUUCUUCUACUGAACUGUAGACUGGCAGCAAAAUGGUGUUAAUUACCAACUUUCUCCACUACUCAGAGUACAGGUUAGCUAACCAUUUACAAUAUCACACACACAUAUGUUUAUUGUAUAGUGCGAAACAUAAUACAAUUGUAUAAACAAAAAAUGUAAUGUGUAAAACUUAUGUCACAACAUGAUAAAUGUACACUUUACGUGGACUGGAUACACAAGUAUUGCUUUAAGCAAAUCCAAUGUCAAUGUGCUUAAAUAAAGAUGCCCAAUAUGUUCUUGAUUACAUAAAAUGUUAUAUCAAUAUAAUGUUAUAAUUAUAGCAUGUUAUAACGUUAUCAAUGUAAUUUAGCAGUAUUGAAAUGUCUUUUUCUUUUGAGAGGUGUAAAAAUUACACAAAAUGUAAUUCAAAAUAAGGAGCAGUCAGAGCAGAGCUGAGUGGAAUAGAUGACUCAGUAAGUUUUCCAGCAAGUUACAUGGAGACACCAGUGGUUAAACGUUUGCAAACUGUGUAUUUUCUCUUCUCUCAACCCUGCUACUGAAAGUCAAUAAGUGACCAGCAAGUUAAUUUGAUAUGUACAAAUGUAUAUGUUUGACUUGACCCAAGCAGGAUAACAUUCACGACUUCCUGGAUGUUUUAACAGAUUAACUGCAACUGGACAAGACAUUCAUUUAUAAAAUAAAAAAUAAAAAACAGUCUAACCCUCUGUGUUACAUUGAGGACCGGUCACAGUAAUAAGGUCAUUAUAAAACUGCUCUGAUUUUGUCUGACUGAUUUUUAAGACUUCUACUGGACAUGCACUGCAUCACAUUGAAUAAGUGCAAUAAUAUCUACAUCUAGGAAAUAGUUUAUGCUUUGCUACCUCUCUGUACUGUAUAUGUUGCUGCAGGAUUAUUCUCAGUCAUACACAUCAGCAGUUAUAAUAUCUUGACACUGCAACCCACUGACACGUGUUCAGUGGUAUAAGAUAAGGAUGAGAAAAGAUUAGGAAUGCAGAUGUGGUCCACUUGACAAAUUGUGAAGGAUAAGUUUAAAAUGGAAAAUUGGACAGAAAGCACGCUACCAGAUGUGAUACCAAGUUAUAUU